This is a messenger RNA of Trypanosoma brucei brucei TREU927, 348 nucleotides long. RefSeq lists its product as hypothetical. The transcript has a single exon. NCBI's taxonomy places the organism in Eukaryota, Euglenozoa, Kinetoplastea, Trypanosomatida, Trypanosomatidae. Bases 1 to 348 code for a protein of 115 amino acids. The record is from RefSeq and is a predicted model, not a curated record.
AUGUUUAUUUAUAUAUUUAUAUAUUUAAUUUGUACACACACAGACACACAUACUUGGAAACAUCCAGUUGUAAUACCAUCUCUCAGCCGCUGCAAACAUCUCAACUCCCUGCACCUGUUACUUCCUUUCAUUAUUAUCACUUUUUUUUUUGAACCUCUCCUUUUGUCCAUUUUCUCUUUUAUCCUAAUUUAUGUAUCCCUGUCGUCUUCUUCAGUUUUUUCUCUCUUAAAUGUUCAAAUGGUGUUCAAACGCUUUUCCCCUUCUUCCCUUUUCCUUCUUUUAUUUUACGAUUCUAAUCAUCAUAUUCUUCUAAAACAAAAAUGGGGGGAUUUCAGACAGGAGGGAUAA